Molecule: messenger RNA, 1706 nt
Organism: Eufriesea mexicana
Lineage: Eukaryota; Metazoa; Arthropoda; Insecta; Hymenoptera; Apidae
Gene: RabGGTa
Product: Rab geranylgeranyltransferase subunit alpha
Exons: 7
Coding region: 78-1706 (542 amino acids)
Biological process (GO): protein geranylgeranylation
Cellular component (GO): Rab-protein geranylgeranyltransferase complex; cytoplasm
Molecular function (GO): Rab geranylgeranyltransferase activity; protein binding
Source: RefSeq, a predicted model, not a curated record
UACAGAAACGCACAUAACCUUAAAAUUAAAUAAAAAUUUUUAAUAUAUUAAUUGAAAAUUAAAGAGAGAUAUUCAAUAUGCAUGGUAGAGUAAAAGUUCGAACAACUGCAGAACAAGAAGCACUAAAAAGAAAGGAAAGAGCUGAGAAGCUUUCACGUUAUAGAACUAGCAUGAGUAUUAUAUUUAACAAACGAAAAGAUAAGAUAUAUGAUGAAGAAUUAAUGAUGGUUACUCAACGUAUGGUACUACAAAAUCCAGAUAUUUAUACUUUAUGGAAUAUCCGUAGAGAAGCAUUUAUAAGUAAUAAUUGGGAUGAAAAUCUUUUAAAAGAGUUUUAUCAAAAUGAAUUAACACUUACUGAAAAUUGUUUAAAACAAAAUCCUAAAUCUUAUUGGGUAUGGUAUCAACGAAUAUGGAUCAUGAAUCAUUUAGUGGAUUGUGACUGGAAAAAAGAGUUAAUGUUAUGUACUAAGUGCUUAAAUUUGGAUGAUAGAAAUUUUCAUUGUUGGAAUUAUAGAGAGUUUGUCGUACAAAAAGCAGGGAUUUCUCCUGAAGAAGAAUUUCAAUUCGCUACCUCAAAAAUUCUAAAUAAUUUUUCUAAUUAUUCCUCUUGGCAUUAUAGGAGUCAACUAUUAUCUAAAAUAUUUUAUAAUUCUGAUCAAAACAGAAUUAAUGAAAAAAAGAAAGAGGAAUUAGAUUUAGUGAUGAAUGCAACAUUCACAGACCCUAGCGAUUCUAGUGCUUGGUUUUACCAAAGAUGGUUAUUAGAUACUCAUGGAUGUUUGACUACUCUUUCUCAAGCCUUAAUAAAAGAUAACAGUGUGAUUCUUUUUGUUAAUAAAAACAUACCAGCUGAAUCAAUAUUUUUGCAAAUAAAUAACAAAGAUGAAGAUGUUCAGUGGAAGUCUUGGCAAGAAACAAAGAUUUCAAAAUUAUGGUUUGGAAAAGUUAAAAAACAGUUAGAUGAAAUAAAGGCUGUUGAAAUUAAAAUUGAUGAGAUAUCUUAUCCUUUACUUUGUGUUAAUCAAAAAUGGGUAUAUAGAAAAAGAAAAUAUGAAUCCUACUCUAAUGAAGAUCAGUUAUUAGAACAAUUAUCAAGUUAUAAACAACUUGUAGAAAUGGAACCUAAUAAUAAAUGGGCUUAUCUAACUGCUAUUCUUUUAAUGAGAAAAAUCAAUUUUAUAAAAUAUUAUAAAAAUAUUUUAAUAUAUUUGAAUGUCCUUGUUAAUAUUGAUUCUCUUCGAACUAAUUAUUAUAAAGAUUUACGAAGCAAAUACAUAAUUGAACACAAAUUAUAUGAAAUAUGGAACACAGAAGACCAGGAAAUAAAGUUAGAAAUUGAUCUUUCAGGAUUACAAUUAACAACACUUAGUAAUGAUGAAUAUCUCAGUUUCUUUGAACAACUAAAUCUUGGUGCAAAUUUUUUAUCAAAUUCCUUACAUCAAUUAUCUUUUUUACAAAGUUGUAAAAAAUUAUCGCUUUCAAGUAAUGAAUUAGAAAAUUUGAAAAAAUUUCCUAUAUUACAAAAUCUUGAGGUUUUGUCAUUAAGAAAUAAUAAAUUAAAUAAUUUAGAGGAAAUAUUACAAUUGGUAACAAGACAUAAGUUAAAGAUACUUGAUUUAAGAGAAAAUCCAAUAUGUAAUACCAAAGAAUUACAAAAUAGUAUUGUACAAAUCAAUCCAGAGUUACAAGUAUAUGUAGAGUAA